This is a messenger RNA of Cinara cedri, 1590 nucleotides long. NCBI's taxonomy places the organism in Eukaryota, Metazoa, Arthropoda, Insecta, Hemiptera, Aphididae. The record is from the annotation of a GenBank genome assembly.
AUGAUGGCAUAUAAUCAUUAUGGUUACAACAGUUUGAAAAACGAUCAGACCAACAAACGACUGAGGACCGACUACGAUCGGGAUUCGCGAACCAACAGUUCCUUAUCGUCGACGUAUGAAGACGGCCGUCGUAAGAACCCUGAAACACAACCCAACCACAUAUUGCUGUUGACCAUAACAAAAGUUACUUACCCGAUUAACACCGAUGUAAUCCAUACAAUAUCCAAAGAUCACGGUAACGUUGUGCGGAUAGUUAUAUUUCGAAAACGUGGUGUACAAGCAAUGGUGGAAUAUGAAGAAGUGGACCAGGCCAUUCGAGCCAAGCAACUAAUGGACGGUGCUGAUAUAUACCAAGGAUGUUGUACGUUAAGAGUAGAGUAUGCCAAACCAUCUAAGUUAAAUGUCUAUAAAAAUGACUCUGAAACAUGGGAUUAUACUACGCCUAACCCUGGUGAAAAGAAAACUACACCCCUGUUACCAGAUCCUCCAAGAGCUCCACUUAUAUCUACUCGGCCUACAUUCCCUCGAUUUGAUUUUGAAUGUCGAGGUGGACUGUUAUCUACACCCCAUGAUUUACCUAAUAACAAUUAUGGUGAAAGCUAUCCAGCAACUCCUGGGCGUUGUGUAUUAAUGGUUUACGGUUUAGAUCCUGACAAAGCCAACUGUAAUCGACUAUUUAAUUUGUUUUGUUUGUAUGGGAAUGUUGUCAAAAUAAAAUUUUUAAAAAGUAAAGAAGGUUGUGCAAUGGUACAGAUGGAUAAUGAAAUGUCAGUAGAUCGAUGUAUGGACAAUUUGAAUAAGCUAACACUCAUCAGUGGUAACGUGUUGCAGCUGCAAGUAUCAAAACAAAUGUAUUUAUCUGACAUCAUGGUACCAUAUGAUCUACCUGAUGGUACACCAUCAUUCAAAGAUUAUUCUAAUUCAAAAAAUAACAGGUAAAUAAUAUUAGUUUAGCAAAUCAACACACUAUUAAUUAAGUUUAAAUACUUAAGUGUUUACUUAUUUUCCAUAUGUAAAUACUUUCAAAUUUUAAUAAAUUAUAUUUCAAUUUUCUUAUGUUUAAUAUAAAUUUUAAAUUAUAAAGGUAUUAGUGUUUGUUUUAUUAUUAAUAUUAAGUAUUAUUAUUUUAAGUUUUAAAACUUUUGGUAAAUUUUGUCAUCAGGUACUAUGGUCUUAGUUGUUAAUAUUUAUUAUUUUAAAUAAAUAUUGAAUAUGUUUUAAGUAUUAAUGUAUUUUAAUUGCAGAUAUCAUUCAAAUUCAAAUGGAAAAAACCGGCGUCAGAAUCCAUCCAGCGUGUUGCAUUUUUUUAAUGCUCCACCAAACAUAUCAGAAGAUGAUUUAUCCCAGACAAUAAGCAAAGCUCUAAAAGAUGUUGAUCCAAAAAUAACUAUUAAAAUGUUUCCUCCUAAAGGUACAGAAGCACGUAGUUCAUCUGGACUUGUUGAGUUUACAGAUAUGGCUACUGCCGUGGAAGUUAUUAUGGCUGUCAAUCAUUGGCCAAUAAAAUGUGAAUCAUCCAAGUUUCCGUACUUACUCAGACUAUGCUUUUCAUCGCUGCCCAAAGGAAUAGCGAAUGCAGAGUCAGCAUAG